AUGGUGAUGAGUGCAGAUAAUAUUCGUUUUGUCGUCGGCAUUAUUGGCAAUGUCUUAUCGUUCGUUCUCUUUGCUUCGCCAGUGCCAACAUUUUGUCGAAUCAUCAAAAACAAAUCGGUGGAGGAGUUCCACCCGUACCCAUACCUUGCAUCUACAAUGAACUGUAUGAUGUGGAUUUUCUACGGCAUGCCUUUCGUUCAUCCACACAGCGUUCUUGUGGUCACCAUCAACAGCAUUGGUCUCUUCAUGCAGUUGUGCUAUAUUUCCAUAUUUUUCUUCUACACUGGCAAAAGAUAUCGGCUACAAAUAGUUUCCAUUUUGUUCGGUGAAAUCGUGGGGCUGGCCGCCGCCGUAGCUGGAACCAUGUUAGGCUUGCACACUUACGCAAGUAGAACCACGGUUGUGGGAAUUCUGGCAACCGCCUUCGGAAUUUGUAUGUAUGGAUCCCCUCUAACAAUCAUGUACAAGGUGAUCAAAACAAAGAGUGCUGAAUUCUUGCCAAAGACGCUUUCCAUAGCAUGCUUCCUUAAUGGAAUCUGCUGGGCCGGCUAUGCUCUCCUCAAGUUUGAUCCCUACAUCUUGACUGGAAACGGAGUUGGAGCACUAUUAGCAUUAGUUCAGCUGGCAUUGAUCGUCAUUUACCGCAACCCGCCUCCCAAAGACGAGAAGCCAUCUAAAGUGGAGCUCCAAAACGUCGUCUGAUUUCUCCCAAC
Solanum stenotomum is the source of this 713-nucleotide messenger RNA. Its product is annotated as bidirectional sugar transporter SWEET6a-like. The record is from RefSeq and is a predicted model, not a curated record. The transcript is spliced from 6 exons. Gene Ontology annotation, biological process: carbohydrate transport. Bases 1 to 702 code for a protein of 233 amino acids. Gene Ontology annotation, cellular component: membrane. Gene Ontology annotation, molecular function: sugar transmembrane transporter activity. NCBI's taxonomy places the organism in Eukaryota, Viridiplantae, Streptophyta, Magnoliopsida, Solanales, Solanaceae.